Harpegnathos saltator (Jerdon's jumping ant) is the source of this 1804-nucleotide messenger RNA. It is a transcript of the gene Rpn13, whose product is annotated as regulatory particle non-ATPase 13. Gene Ontology annotation, cellular component: nucleus; proteasome regulatory particle, lid subcomplex; cytoplasm. The record is from RefSeq and is a predicted model, not a curated record. Lineage: Eukaryota; Metazoa; Arthropoda; Insecta; Hymenoptera; Formicidae. Gene Ontology annotation, molecular function: proteasome binding; endopeptidase activator activity. The coding region runs from base 147 to 1364 and encodes 405 amino acids. The transcript is spliced from 5 exons.
UUCUUAGGCCUUAGCACUGGGUGAUGAUGCCGCCAUCUUAAAGUGCAGUGUCAUCAGCUUUGAUCAGCGCGCUCCGUAAAAGUGGAUGACGAUUGUCCGAUCGGUCUCGUUUGCGUAAAAUAGCGAUUUUUUCUACAUCGACAAGUAUGUCGAGCGGAGCGCUUUUCGGUAACACCGCCUCGCGCGGAGCCUCGAAAAAUCUCGUGGAAUUUAAGGCCGGCAAGAUGACUAUGAAGGAUAAAAUGGUUUAUCCGGACACGCGAAAGGGUCAACUCUAUGUCUAUCAGUCCGAUGAUUCGUUGAUGCAUUUCUGCUGGAAGGACCGCACAACUGGCGUAGUCGAGGAUGACUUAAUAAUCUUCCCUGAUGAUUGUGAAUUUAAACAUGUUCCUCAAUGUAAAACUGGCAGAGUAUAUCUCCUACGGUUCAAGUCAUCGAGUAAGAAGUUCUUCUUUUGGCUGCAGGACCUCAAAACGGAUAAAGAUGAGGAACAUUGUAGAAAGAUCAAUGAUGUACUUAACAAUCCACCAACUCCUGGAUCCCAGAGAAGCGGCAGCACUAACCCCGAAGGGGAUCUUCAGAAUUUAUUGAACAACAUGUCGCAACAACAGCUUAUACAAUUGUUUGGUGGCGUCAGCCAGAUUGGUGGCCUUGGCAGCUUAUUAGGCACAAUGAAUAGACCGCAUGGUGUUCAAAGCACAAGAGCUUCCACUACAACCUCAUCCACCUCAGCAGCCACAAACACACCUAGAAUCACUCAUUCAUUGACCCCUGGUUCUACUACAGACUCGUCUAAAUCUUCAAAUAAUAAUAACCAAUUAUCAGCGAGAACACCAGCUCCGUCCACACCGUCCGCUCCGGCAACAACGGGUCCAAGCAAUAAAAUACAGCUUAGCGACUUGCAGAAUUUUCUAUCGGAAAUUCCAACGCCACCGCCGGUGGAAGUAACAGUGCAGAGGGGCGUAGCGACAGAGCUGACCAAUGCCAUCCCAGGGGCGAUUUCCACGACGGAGAGCCUGGAGAGUGCCAUGAACAUGCACUUGCCGCCCGGGGACAACCUGUGUACCACGCUCUCGUCCCCCCAGUUCUCCCAGGCGCUAUCAAUGUUCUGGUCUGCUUUGCAGUCGGGCCAGGCGGGCCCAGUCGUCCGUCAGUUUGGCCUGGGACCGGACGCCGUCAAUGCCGCGGCCAGUGGCAACAUCGAAGAGUUUGUCAGCGCGCUGGAGUCCGAAGCGAAGAACGGUCAAGGACAGCAAGCGCAGCAACAGCAGGGGCAAGACGACAAGAGCAAGAAGCAGCCGUCGUCGUCGGCCGCUAGUCCCGAUAAGAAGGAUGAUGACGAUGAGGGCAUGGCUUUAGACUAAGGAUAGGCUUUGCGCGUCUUUCAUUGCUUUCUUCUUCUUUUGUCUCGUUUUCUUUUUUCUUUUCACUUUUCUCAAUCGUAUGCGAUGUGCAGUAAUGUCGCAACAAUCUGCGUGUACGGCGAGAAAUUUCCUCCCAGAGACGCGAUUUUUUCCCGAUUUAAUUUGUAGACAUUUCGAUAACAUGCUUACACCAGUACGUAUGUGAAUGUUUUCUUUCCCAAGUGUUCGAUAAUCCUGUAUUUAUACAUAUGAAUGAGCAAUCCUGUUGAUGAAUAGUUCAAUAGAAAAAAAAAAAUUGGAAGAUGUCAUCAAGUCAUUUUAUUCAAGUUACACGUAUGUACGGAAAUUAAUAUUGUUAAACCGAUUUUGUAUACGAUAAACAAAAGUCUACUGGAUCUAUCGAAUUGUGAAUACUUAAAUAUAACAAAUUUUAACAGAAA